This is a messenger RNA of Cavia porcellus (domestic guinea pig), 2214 nucleotides long. RefSeq names its product gasdermin A (gene Gsdma). Bases 125 to 1444 code for a protein of 439 amino acids. The record is from RefSeq and is a predicted model, not a curated record. Gene Ontology annotation, biological process: pyroptotic inflammatory response; defense response to bacterium. Lineage: Eukaryota; Metazoa; Chordata; Mammalia; Rodentia; Caviidae. Gene Ontology annotation, molecular function: phosphatidylserine binding; phosphatidylinositol-4-phosphate binding; phosphatidylinositol-4,5-bisphosphate binding. The transcript is spliced from 11 exons.
CACAGAAGCAUAAAUAGGCCAGCCAGGCAAAGGACAGUCACUGUGUCAACCUGCAGACAGAGUAAGCCAAGACCCUCAUUAGACACCCAGCUGCCAACAGGACCCCGCAUCACUCCCUGUGACAAUGACCAUGUUUGAAAAUGUCACCCGGGCCCUGACCAGACAGCUGAACCCCCGAGGGGACCUGACAGCCCUGGACAGCCUCAUUGAUUUCAAGCGCUUCCACCCGUUCUGCCUGGUGCUGAGGAAGAGGAAGAGCACGCUGUUCUGGGGGGCACGCUAUGUGCACACCGACUACACCCUCCUGGACGUGCUGGAGCCCGGCCACUCGCCCUCGGACCCAACGGACUCGGGCAGCUUCAGCUUUAAGAACAUGCUGGACGCACGUGUGGAGGGGGAGGUGGACGUGCCCAGGACGGUAAAGGUCAAGGGCACAGCUGGGCUGUCUCGGAACAGCACACUGGAGGUCCAGACCCUCAGCGUAGCCCCCAAGGCCCUGGAGUCCCUGCACAAGGAGAGGAAGCUGGCCGCAGACCACCCGUUUCUGAAGGAGAUGCGGGAGCGCGGCGAGAACCUGUACGUGGUGAUGGAGGUGGUGGAGACGGUACAGGAGGUCACGCUGGAGAGAGCGGGCAAGGCAGAGGGCUGCUUCUCCCUACCAUUCUUCGCCCCGCUGGGGCUGCAGGGCUCCGUCAACCACUCAGAGGCUGUCACUCUCCCCAAGGGCUGUGUCCUGGCCUUUCGCGUGAGGCAGCUGAUGGUCAAUGGCAGAGACGAGUGGGACAUCCCGCACCUCUGCAACAGUGACAUGCAGACCUUCCAGCCUGGAGAAAAGCUGGGAGAGGAGAAGUUCACGGGGGAAGUGCAUGAGGACUUCAUGGCCCUGAAAGAAGAGGUCCAGAGGGAGACCCAGGAGGUGGGCAAGCUGAGCCGGGUGGGCCAGGGCUCCCUGCUCAGUGCCCUCAGCAACCUUCUGGGCAAAAAGAAGGAGCUACAGGACCUGGAGCUCGAGCUGGAGGGGGCUCUCGACAAGGGACACAAAGUCACCCUGGAGGCACUCCCGAAAGAUGUCCCACUGUCAAAGGAGUCCAUGGGCGCCAUCCUCUAUUUCCUUGGAGCCCUAACAGUGCUAAGUGAAGCCCAACAGAAGCUUCUGGUAAAAUCCAUGGAGAAAAAGAUCCUCCCGGUGCAGUUGAGGCUGGUGGAAAGCACGCUGGAGCAGAAUUUCCUGCAGGAGAAAGAGGCUGUUUACCCGCUGUCCCCCGAGCUGCUCUCCUCCCUUGGGGAAGAAGAACUGACCCUCACGGAAGCCCUCGUGGGGCUCAGCGGCCUGGAGGUGCAGAGAUGUGGCCCCCAGUACACGUGGGACCCGGACACCCUGCCCCGACUCUGUGCCCUUUAUGCCGGCCUCUCCCUCCUUCAGCUCCUGGCCUGUUCCCCUUAGUGUCCCUUUUCUGGCUGCUUCCAGCUUCCCGAGCCAGGACCUUAACAUCCCAGGGCGUUUUAGAACCACCAGGUCGAAGACCCCCAAAUCCUACCUAUCCACCCACCGUAACAACUUCUGCCCCCCCCCCCAGUCCUCCAGCUCCCCACUCCCAAGCCCAUGGGCUGAGGUUAAAUCCUGUAGAAGUAGAAGUGCUUGGCCUUUAUAAAUUGUGAGCUCUUUCAGCAAAACUGGAAAAAAUGUAUUUCCUAUCCUAACUCUCUCCACUUACAUUUCUAAAACACAAGCAUUGGAGGAAUUAAUGGAAAAUAUGUCAGUCUUAGAAUGCCAUGGCUUUGGGUAUAUUUCUUUGAACAAUUUAUUAUAUGGAAAUUCUGACUUGGGCCAGAAGAAGAAAGCAACACUCUUAGACCCUAUGGAUCAUCUGAACAGACUGCUACUCUGAAGUCCUCAGACCAGCCAGAAAACACUGAGGAGCUCCCGGGUGUGGGAUAUGAAGUCCAGAUUCUAAAGUGGCAAGAUCAUCAAAGCCACCACCUUCAAAGAGUCUCUGGCGUCCUCUAGCUCCAGGCUGAAGGCUUGGGGAAGGAAAGAUCUAGACAGAGAUACAGGGUACAGUCAAAACAAAAAGACUACUUUUAAGAAAACGCAGGUGAGGCUGGGAAUUUAGCUCCAUGGCACAGUGCCUGCCUGGCAAGAGCGAGGUCUUGAGUUUGAUUCCUGGUACAAAAUAAAAACAAAAUACUGAUGAGUCUUUUUUUAAAAUGGGA